CAGAUAAUUUAAUGUUCCAAAACCUUUUACUUGCAUAGUUGUAUAGUCGUUUAACUGUUCGUAUUUCGUUAAUCAAGGGAAAUACGUUUUUUGAAUUUGUAUGGAUUCAAUUAUCAUAACAUUUAAGUAAUCUACUAUCUAUAAGCAUAAUUUCUCGAUUCAAUUUCUUCUUUUUUUAAUUAUAAUACCAAAAAAUGUCGGGUAAAGACAAAUUGCCAAUGUUUCCAUCCCGCGGGGCUCAAACAUUGAUGAAAGGUCGACUUAAGGGAGCCCAAAAAGGUCACAGUUUAUUGAAAAAAAAGGCUGAUGCUUUACAAAUGAGAUUUCGUUUAAUUUUGAGCAAAAUCAUUAAAACUAAGACAUUAAUGGGUGAAGUAAUGAAAGAAGCUGCAUUUUCUUUGGCCGAAGCAAAAUUCACUACUGGUGAUUUUAAUCAGGUUGUCUUACAAAAUGUCACUAAGGCUCAAAUUAAAAUUCGCACAAAGAAGGACAAUGUUGCUGGUGUAACUUUACCGGUGUUUGAAAGUUAUCAAGAUGGCACUGACACAUAUGAAUUGGCUGGUUUGGCCCGUGGAGGGCAGCAGUUGGCUAAACUUAAGAAAAAUUAUCAAACUGCGAUUAAACUGCUAGUUGAAUUGGCUUCUUUGCAAACAUCUUUUGUAACACUUGAUGAUGUUAUUAAAAUAACUAAUAGAAGAGUCAAUGCAAUUGAACAUGUUAUCAUCCCAAGAAUUGAAAAAACACUUGCUUAUAUAAUUUCCGAACUUGACGAAUUAGAACGAGAAGAAUUUUACAGAUUAAAGAAAAUUCAAGACAAGAAAAAAAUUGCUAAUAAAAAGAAGGAACUCCGAAAGCAAGAAUUAAAAGAAGCAGAAAAUGUUCAAAACAUGUUAGAUGAAGGUGAUGAAGAUUUAUUGUUUUAAAAAGUUAUAUCUCGUGUGUUAUUAUUCCAAAUAAAUUAAUGAACUAGAUGUUGUAUUAAGAUGUAAAACUUUUUUUUCUGUGUAUACAAAAGAAAAUUUGUGGUUUUAACACGAUUUUUAAUAAGAUAAUUUAAAAAAAAAUCAAAUUUAGAUUUGUAUUGUACACCUAAUUAAAACCAUUUUUUCAGUUACCAUAUGUUAUUAUCAUUAUUAUGACAGAAUUUUAUUAAGCAUUUUAUAAUUGUACUAUUUCUAAGUUAAAUAUUUUAAUUUUCAAAUGAAUCUAAUAAAAACGAUCUUUGGAUUAGUUAUCAUACAAAAAAAUAGUGUUGUAUAAGGCAACAAAUAAAUAAAAUAGGCUAAUUUGGUUUGUGUUAAAGUUUAAGUGUAUUGUUUAUGUAGAACUUUUAAGUCUCUAAUGUUUAGUAAAAGCAUUCCACCAUUAAGCAGCACUAUUUUGAAACAAAAUUAUUUGAAUAAAAAGUUCCAUAAGAAUAUUCAAUAAAUUUAUUUAUAUUACUUAUUUUAUUAUAAUUAUUUUAUUGAAUAAAACCAGUUUCUUCAUUU
Molecule: messenger RNA, 1490 nt
Organism: Adelges cooleyi (spruce gall adelgid)
Lineage: Eukaryota; Metazoa; Arthropoda; Insecta; Hemiptera; Adelgidae
Product: V-type proton ATPase subunit D
Exons: 6
Coding region: 195-923 (242 amino acids)
Cellular component (GO): proton-transporting V-type ATPase complex
Molecular function (GO): proton-transporting ATPase activity, rotational mechanism
Source: RefSeq, a predicted model, not a curated record